Molecule: messenger RNA, 5218 nt
Organism: Sinocyclocheilus anshuiensis
Lineage: Eukaryota; Metazoa; Chordata; Actinopteri; Cypriniformes; Cyprinidae
Product: thrombospondin type-1 domain-containing protein 7A-like
Exons: 28
Coding region: 1-4791 (1596 amino acids)
Source: RefSeq, a predicted model, not a curated record
AUGAUCAGGUCUGGCUCUUCUGUGGUGUUAAAACCUCUUUUCACUUUCCAGCUGCCCCAAGGGAGGCGUCUCAUGAAGGUGGCAUGUCCGUGGGGCAGAUGUAUGGGCAGCGAGUGCGGUCCAGGAGGCAGUCAGAGUCGGGCGGUGUGGUGUGCUCAUGUGGAAGGCUGGACCACCCUUCACACCAACUGCCUUCAGUCCACACGGCCGGCCAACCAACAGAGCUGCUUCCGCGUCUGCGACUGGCACAAGGACCUGUAUUACUGGCGGCUGGGCACGUGGAACCAGUGCGUUCCCAUAUCGCUGCGCACCGGCCGCACGGGCAUUUGCCUGCAGGGCGAAGAGGGCAUCCAGACGCGGGAGGUGAACUGUGUGCUCAAGGCGGACGGCUCGACUGCGGACCACGCCAUCUGUGAGUACUUUGAGCCCAAACCCCGGCAGGAACAGGCCUGUUUAAUUCCUUGCCCUCAAGACUGUGUAGUGACCGAGUUCACCCCAUGGACCAUGUGCUCCAAGACCUGCGGGCUGGGCCUGCAGAACCGCGUCCGCUCCGUCGUGGAGCCACCACUGUUCGGUGGGCUUCCUUGCCCCAAUCUGACAGAGUUCCAGACGUGCGCGCCGAGGGCCUGCGAGGGCAGAGAGACGGUGUUCAGUCUGAAAGUGGGCGGAUGGAGCGAGUGCAAGCUGCCUUCUUUAGCAUCACCUCCGACCUCCUCUGCCGCCCCCUCACGCACCGCCCGCCAAGCCCGCCGGCGGAAAGGCAAAGAGAGGAAAGGGAACCGAGACCCGGAGAUGCGCGAGCUCAUCAAGAGCAAAAGGAACCGCAACAGGCUGAAUCGACUAGAGGACGACCUCUGGAAUAUGGAAAUAGGCUACCAGUCUCGGCAAGUAGUGUGUGUGCAUCGAAACGGAAGCACGGUGUCUCUCAGCCAGUGUCCCCACUGGAGUCUGCCAGAGACGUACCAGUCCUGCCUGAUGCCCAAAGACUGUGUGGUCAGUGAAUGGAGCUCGUGGGGCUCCUGCUCAAAGACCUGCUCGGACCCCAGUGUUCCUCAGGGCUCACUCUCCCGCAGCAGACAGCUGAUACGGCUUCCUACCGGAGGAGGGUCCGAGUGUCCCCAGCUGGAGGAGAGCCAGGCCUGUGAACCUGAAGGGGACGGGGUGCCGCCCUGCGCUGCUUAUGCCUGGCGGAGCACCGAAUGGAGCGAGUGUCGUGUUGACGCGCUGCUCAGCCAGCAGGACCGGCGGCGUGGGAAUCAGACGGGUUUGUGUGGCGGAGGUGUUCAGGGCAGAGAAGUGUACUGCAUCCAAGCCAAUGCAGAACUCCUCAGCUACAUCAAUAACAACAAAGACAAACAAGCAUCACAACCCGUAGAUGUUCGGCUCUGCAAGGGAACGACUCCGAGUACCACGCAGCUGUGUCACAUCCCGUGCCCUGUGGAGUGUGAAGUGUCCCCGUGGGGCGCCUGGGGGCCCUGCACCUUUGAGAAUUGCGAUGAACGCGUCGUGAAGAAAGGUUUCAAGUUCAGACGACGUACGAUCACUAAUUACCCCACGGGUGGCGAGGGGAACUGUCCUCAUCUGGUGGAGGCCAUCCCGUGUGAUGAUCCCAGCUGUUUUAGCUGGCAGCUGGUCAAGCUAGAGGAGUGUAUCCCAGAGGAAGACAUGGACUGUGGAGAGGGAACACAGAUGCCACAGGUCCGCUGCGUCAACAGUGAAGGUACCGAGGUGGAGAAAGAGAUGUGUGUGGAUGAGGUCUACCCUUCAUCUGUGCCCUGUUUGAUUCCCUGCCCUAAAGACUGCGCUCUCAGCCUCUGGACCGAAUGGUCCACCUGCUCCCAGACCUGCUCCAGCAAAACCGCCGAGGGCAAGCAGAUGAGAACCCGAGCCAUACUGGCUUACAAUGCAGGAGAAGGAGGUUCCAGCUGUCCGAACACCAACGCCCUGCAGGAGGUGCGGAACUGUAAUGAGCAUCCUUGCAUCGUGUAUCACUGGCAGACGGGCCCCUGGGGACAGUGCGUGGAGGACACCACCACAUCCACCCUCAAUACCUCCUCCAGCGCAGACAAGUCCACCUGCACCAUGGGCGUGCAAACGCGCAAGGUCAUCUGCGUAAAAGUCAACGUCGGACAGGUGCCGCCCAAAAAAUGUCCUGAAGCCCCUCGGCCAGAGUCAGUGAGACCUUGUCUGCUGCCCUGCAAGAGAGACUGUAUAGUCACACACUUCAGUAAAUGGACAGAGUGCCCCACUUCCUGUGAAGCAGGUGUGAAUGGGCAGAAGAAUAAACAGUUUCGCUAUCGAGUGAUCAUCCAGAUGCCAGCUAAUGGAGGUCAGGAGUGUCCAGACGUCCUUUAUGAAGAGAAAGACUGUGCGACUCCAUCUGUCUGUCCGGGUUACAGGUGGAAAACGCACAAGUGGCGUAAAUGUCAGCUGGUCCCAUGGAGCAUCCGCAGAGACAGUAAAGGAGCUCAGGAGAACUGUGGAGCUGGAGUCCAAACUAGAGCUAUCUCGUGUAGGCAGCUGGAUGGUACAGUGGCUGAUGUGGUUCAGUGUCUGAAGUUUGCCAGCAGCAUGCCGGUUAUGAGCCAGCCCUGCCAGUUACCGUGCCGAGACGACUGCCAGCUCACCAACUGGUCCAAGUUCUCUCCUUGCACCUCGGACUGCGUAGGGGUCCGUACGCGGAGGAGAGCUCUCAUGGGAAAAAGCAAGAAGAAGGACAAGUGUAAGAACAGCCAGAUGUACCCGCUGAGCGAGACCCAGUACUGCCCCUGUGACAAAUACAGCGCCCAGUCGGUGGGAAACUGGUCUGAUUGCAUCCUGCCCGAGGGCCGCGUGGAGAACGCCGCAGGCAUGAAGGUGCAGGGAGACGUGAAGGAGUGUGGACAGGGCUACCGCUACCAGGUCAUGGUGUGCUACGACCAGGACAACAGGCUUGUGGCGACUUCACGCUGUAACAGUCACGGGUAUAUCGAGGAGGCCUGCAUCGUCCCCUGCCCGUCUGAUUGUAAACUCAGCGAAUGGUCCAACUGGUCGCGCUGCAGUAAAUCUUGUGGCAGCGGGGUCAAAGUUCGCUCAAAAUGGCUCAGAGAAAAGCCUUACAAUGGAGGAAGACCCUGCCCAAAACUGGACCACCUUAACCAGGCACAGAUGUAUGAGGUGGUCCCGUGCGUCAGUGACUGCAGUCAGUAUAUCUGGGUAGCUGAACCCUGGAGUGUGUGGAAGGUCAGUAACGUGGAUCUAAAGGAGAACUGUGGCGAGGGCAUUCAGACUAGAAGAGUCAGGUGUAUGUUGAACACAGUGGACGGUCCUUCUGAUGCGGUGGAGGACUAUCUGUGUGAUCCAGAGGAGAUGCCGCAGGGCACGAGGGAGAGCCGCUUGCCCUGUCCCGAGGACUGUGUGCUGUCCGACUGGAGCCCCUGGACCCCAUGUGACCUGCCGUGUUCUGGAAGAGGAGAUCGGGAGAGGACGGCGUUUGCGCUGCGUCUGCCUAAAGAGGGAGAGGACUGUCCGGUUAGCAUGCAGACCGAGCCCUUCCUCCUGAACCGCAACUGCUUUCACUACAGUUACAACAUCACUGACUGGAGCACGUGCCAAUUAAGUGCCAGCGCUGUGUGUGGAAUCGGUCUCAAGACGAGGAUGCUGGACUGCGUUAGAAGUGACGGCAAAUCUGUUGACCUCAAGUACUGCGAGGAGCUGCGCUUAGAGAAGAAAUGGCAGAUGAAUGCUUCCUGUACGGUGGAGUGUCCAGUCAACUGUCAGCUCUCUGAUUGGUCAGCAUGGUCAGACUGCUCACAGACCUGUGGCCUUGAAGGGAAGAUGUGGCACAGACGGAUGGUGGUUGAGGCGUCUCAGGGGGACGGCAGGCCGUGUCCGUCUCAGAUGGAGCAGUGGAAGCCGUGUCCUGUGAGACCCUGUUACAGAUGGCAGUACGGCCCAUGGUCCGAGUGCCGUGUUGAGUCUUCCUCCGUCAUUGUAGAGGAAGAGCUCUGUGCUGGAUUGGAGCAGGCCGUCGAUGGAGAUAAGAAUAUUGUUCUGGAGGAGACCUGCACCUUACCCUGCCCUGGUGACUGUUACCUGAUGGAGUGGUCCGACUGGAGCCCGUGUCAGAGUGUGUGUGUGAAGGGCCAGCGUUUGGACUUCACUCCGGUGCAGGUCCGUUCACGUGCGGUCAUUGCGCAGGAGCCGGAGAACAUCGCUCAGUGCCCCGAUCAGGAGUGGCAGACCCGGCCCUGCAGCAAUGGGGAGUGUUAUGAGUACCAGUGGAUGGGCAAUCCUCAGCUGAUCUGGUGUCAGCGCUCGGAUGGAAUAAACGUCACAGGUGGAUGCCCUCCAGCUCUACUGCCAGGGACGGACCAGUCAUGUGAUCCACCUUGUGACAAACCACAGUCAUUUUGCUCAGAGGAGGGCGUAUGUAUGUGCGAGGAGGGCUAUACCGAGGUGCUGACGGCCGAGGGGAUGCUGGAGCAGUGUACGCCCAUCCCUGUGCUCGAAAUUCCCACUGCAGGGGACAAGAAAGCUGACGUGAAGACCAGCCGGGCCAUCAACCCCACCCUGUCCACCACGGUACAGCCUGGCCGCGCCGGACGCACCUGGUACCUGCAACCCUUUGGACCUGAUGGAAAGCUGAAGACGUGGGUGUACGGCGUGGCGGCAGGUGUUUUUGUCCUCCUGGUAUUUAUAGUGUCAAUGAUUUACCUCGCAUGCAAAAAGCCAAAGAAACCUCAGCGAAGACAAAAUAAUAAUCGCUUGAAACCCCUGACCCUGGCAUACGACGGAGAUGUGGACAUGUAGCCCUUCUCGGAAAACUAACAUCAUGAAAAAUAUCAUCAGCAAAUGGUUGAAUCUCAUGAAAACAUGUCCUGGUCGCAUUAUACCCCUAAUUCAAAAGAAAAAAUGAAGUAAUGAUAUUUUGCAUAAAUGAAACAAAGCCUAUUUUAGCACCUUUGUACAUUAUAAGAUUAUGAAAAUGACAUUAUUGCAUUAUUUAUGAAAAUGAAGCACUUUCUUUUAUACUGUAAUGCAUCUGAACAAUUUACUUUCAGUGUUUUUGUAAUUCUCAGUAUUGUCAACGGUGAUUCUCAUUUUUUAAAUUAUUUUAAAUCAUAAUAAAUUAAAGACAAUAUAACAAAUAUCAUGAUGUAUUAAUACUUAUUUAGUGAAAUAUAGUAAAAUAUGAGAGUUUUUACAUUACAAUAAGUUUUUGGGGUAAAUGUGCUUA